CUCGAGAGCUAAUAAAGCCGAUGUCAGGCGAAGUGCCAAGCUCGUACAUAACUCGACGUCCAGGCAGGCAGACCGACCUCGGAUACAGCAAUAGAACGGGAAUUUCAUAAUAAAAUUAAAACUGUUGCGGGCACCAUUCGCAUAACUCAUCCGCCCCUUCAAGCAGGAUUCCUUUCUGCAGUGGAAACAACAAAGUGCACGCUAAAUGAUUGCUCUGUGGAUGCACUCGUAUAUAGAGAAUCUAUAUUAAAUAAACGGAAUACCCAAACAGAGGCGGGGACUAAGUGAAAGUUUAGUUUCAGUUUGCCACUCGACGAGAGCCGUAUUUAAGGAUUGGCAACUGUUAGCAGAGUGCAUGUUUACCCAUUUCUUUGUUUUCCUGGUCUCAACCCACAACCCAUACCCACACCUCACACCCACGAUUGCUGGGAGGGUUCAUUGACUACCACUAAAGGUGGAACGAUGCGAUGAAGUCAUGCUAGCGCUUAUGAGAAAGCCCCUCCUGGCGUGAGAAUAUGGGAAUGUGUUGCUUCUGGAUUCGUAUUUGUGCUCUUACUUAGGCGAGCAAAACGAAAUGUGCCAGCCUUAAGUGCCAGCAGAAUAAGUAGCAUCAAAAAAAGGACCUUUGCAAAAUGCAUCAAGUACUCAGCUACGAGACGGCUGUGCGGGCAAACAGCUCGCGCGAAUACCGUGAAUAUGUCUCGAAGCGCACCUGUGCCUCUCUGGUGCUGACAAUUGCCUUCUUCAUGCUGAUAACAGGGUACUUGCUGGGCAAUUUUGUGGCAGAGCGAAAGUACCACAUUCUGCAGCUGACAAAGAGCGUAAUCAAGGAUAUAGAUGGGGAAAGAUCCGUGCAAAUGAACAACGCUGAUUAUGCCAGCCUGCAGGAACUAAAAGCAUAUCAAAAGACCAAGGAGCACAUAUUGGCCGCCGCCCAGGUGCUCAACAAACUGCAGCAGCAGGACGAAGGCGACACAUACUUGGCCACAUCGUUGAACACGGAGAUCUUUAACAAGUACAUCUCCUGCACGCAGGACAUCCCACCAAACACCACCAUACCAGCCAGCCAGUUCAUCGAGCAGCUGAUCGACAACACUGUGGCCAGGCAGCGGCACUGCAUGAGGAUCAUUCAGGUCGUCAUCGACAAUCAUCUGGCCAAUAGUCAGCUUUAGGGGAAUGAUUUAGGAACGGAAAAGGGGUCCAAGAAACGGCUGCAAUUAACAACAGGUGUGCUUAUGCUAAGGUGUGCUCAAUAUGUGUGCUCCCAUAUACUCGGAAAUCCAUUUUGUUUCAUCUUUGACUCACAUAUAAAG
Messenger RNA from Drosophila pseudoobscura, 1313 nucleotides. RefSeq lists its product as uncharacterized. Lineage: Eukaryota; Metazoa; Arthropoda; Insecta; Diptera; Drosophilidae. The record is from RefSeq and is a predicted model, not a curated record. The transcript has 2 exons. The coding region runs from base 633 to 1172 and encodes 179 amino acids.